This is a messenger RNA of Sphaerodactylus townsendi, 1537 nucleotides long. It is a transcript of the gene SNX24, whose product is annotated as sorting nexin 24. Lineage: Eukaryota; Metazoa; Chordata; Lepidosauria; Squamata; Sphaerodactylidae. The transcript has 7 exons. The record is from RefSeq and is a predicted model, not a curated record. Gene Ontology annotation, molecular function: phosphatidylinositol phosphate binding. Bases 243 to 755 code for a protein of 170 amino acids.
CCAGGCUCUGGAGCAAGAAUCACGUGAGGGCGAGAAAGCGAGGCGGUGGUUCCCAUAGAGAUAGGAAAAAGGCUGGUCCCAGCCGGUCACAUGAUUUGCCCUUGCAGAUGGCUCCCGCUGCCAGGCUUGGAGCUAAUCGGGGGCCGUGAAGUCCCCCCACCGGCGCGCCCCUCUUUCCUCGCCCCUUCUCCUUCCCCAUUCCGUGGCGACUCCAGCCAGUCUUCGCUCGCCCUGCUCUUACUAUGGAGGUUUUCAUCCCCUCGUUUCGCUACGAGGAGAGCGAAUUGGAGAGAGGCUACACGGUCUUUAAGAUAGAGGUGCUAAUGAAUGGAAGAAAGCACUUUGUUGAAAAAAGGUAUAGCGAAUUUCACGCUCUUCAUAAAAAGCUUAAGAAAUUCAUAAGAACUCCAGAAAUCCCUUCUAAGCAUGUAAGGAACUGGGUUCCCAAAGUUUUGGAACAGCGUCGUCAAGGCUUGGAAGCUUAUUUACAGAAUAUUAUUUUAGAAAAUGAAGAACUUCCUAAAAUUUUUCUUGAUUUCCUCAACGUUCGGCAUUUUCCUUCUCUCCCUAAAGCAGAAAGUUGUGGUUCAUUUGAAGAGCUAGAAUCUGAAGACUCAAGCAAACUGUCCCACCAGCCAGUGCUGCUGUUCCUAAGGGAUCCAUAUGUCUUGCCUACAGCCAAUGAUGAUUUUCCAAAUGUAGUUAUUGAAGGGAUACUCCAUGGAUUAUUUUAUCCUCACCUGCAGCCCAGGUAGAAAAAUCAGUUUGUAUGGACAAUAACCUAGUUCCAGCAAGAUGACAAGUGUACUUCAGUUAUCUUAAAAUCAUGGACAUAACAACUGUAAGGUAAAAAGUAAUUAUGGAGCAUUGUCUCUUUUGAAGAUUAAAAUCAUUGUUAUUAAUAUUGUUGCUGUUUAAAAAAUUAUGAAUUGAGAAAACAAAAGUCUGAUCAAUCUAUUUACUUAACUCUAAAUACUGAAACCUUAAAAGGUUCAUGAACAGAACUGCAUUAAAAACUAUCACUACAUGUUUUACAGUUUGUAAUAAGUGAUAACACAAGCCUUUGUGUUUUGUCUCAGAAUGUUCAUCAGUAUAGUAUCCACUGCUGGCAGUAGGUACAAAGGACAUUCUAAUACAAAGGCUGAAAAAUGCAAGUAUUAAGAAAAAACCUGCCAAAACUAGAAAUGCAAUAUAAACUUGAAAUAUUGUAUCAGUAUUUCUGAAGUCAUUAUUUCAUGAUGGUAAAUAUUAAUGCUAGAUAGCGAAACUUAUAUGCUUGAAGACUGGCUCCAGUGUAGCUUUAAUUUACUUCAGGACCCUGGCCGCAAUCCUUGGGCUUCCAGACAAUAACAUUAUUCCUGUUUAACCUAACCUUCUUGUAUUAAUGAACCUGCCCCAAUCUGUAACCAAAACAAGAAAAACACGACUAAUAAAAAUAAUAAGCUAAUAAAUAUUCAGAGCUCAGCUGUCUAAAAUGAACAUAAACAUGUCUAUUUUGCAAGCUGUUGGACUCCUAAAUAAACAGUGAAAAAUAAAA